CGCGACAACCCAAACCACCAAGCACCCCACCGCCACCACCAAGCACAACAGCAACCAUGGCCCGCCUCGCCGGACUCGUCGGCGGCACAGUCCUCACCUCCUUCAGCGUUUACCUUGCGACGUCCUCUCUGCGCGAGCGCACAGCGCGCAACUCCCACACGCUCCGGGAAUGCCGCUCGCGUCUCGAGGCGCUCCGGAAGCCUGCCACUAUUCCCGAGACGCCGCGGCCGUAUCUUGCGCGACCUAGCAUUGUGGAGACGAUCAAGGACCGGUGGAACGCAGAGCUUGAGGGUGUCUGGAAGUGGGCGACGAGUCUGGAUCAGGUCAAAAUCAGAGAGGAUGUGGAGGAGAUGGUCGGGAACAUCGUUAGGAACUUGCAGAAGUAGGGUGAGUGCUGCCGGUUUUGUUUGGCGAGCAAGGGGUGGGGAAAAGGGCGGACUACGAGAGGAGUGGAUUGCGGCGGAGCGCGAAAUAGGAUCAUGUCUCUGCUUUUGAGCUUGGAGUUUGCGCUCCAGUCCUCCACUCCGCCUGUGUUUCCCUAGAUUCUCUCUUACGGCUGUACAUAUCGUUAAGCAUCCGCUGAUUCGUCUUCAACUCAUAGGUAC
This is a messenger RNA of Tricharina praecox, 605 nucleotides long. RefSeq lists its product as uncharacterized. The transcript is spliced from 2 exons. Gene Ontology annotation, biological process: cristae formation. The coding region runs from base 57 to 386 and encodes 109 amino acids. The record is from RefSeq and is a predicted model, not a curated record. Lineage: Eukaryota; Fungi; Ascomycota; Pezizomycetes; Pezizales; Pyronemataceae. Gene Ontology annotation, cellular component: mitochondrial crista junction; MICOS complex.